Molecule: messenger RNA, 9844 nt
Organism: Pteronotus mesoamericanus
Lineage: Eukaryota; Metazoa; Chordata; Mammalia; Chiroptera; Mormoopidae
Gene: ATM
Product: ATM serine/threonine kinase
Exons: 63
Coding region: 239-9373 (3044 amino acids)
Biological process (GO): DNA repair
Molecular function (GO): protein binding; protein serine/threonine kinase activity
Source: RefSeq, a predicted model, not a curated record
GCGGGUGCAGGAGGCGCCGCUCAGCCUUAUUUCUUCCUGUGGAGCCGGGCGCUGCGGGAUCGCGCCAGGUUUGAACCGGAAGCAAGAAUAGUGCGUGGAUACUGUGCAGGAGCUGUUGGCGGCCGCGGGCUGAGGAGACUGGAGCGGCGAUUUGGGCUGCAACCUCUGUCCUUUCAAGAGAUUGCACUUCUGCAGUCGGAGUUCCGCGGGAAUGAUGUGUUUGCUGAAAAUCUGAACCAUGAGUCUAGCACUUGAUGAUCUGCUUAUUUGCUGCCGUCAACUAGGACAUGAUAAAGCCACAGAACGAAGGAAAGAGGUUGAGAACUUUAAGCGUCUGAUUCGGAAUCCUGAAACCAUUCAACAUUUAGAUCGGCAUUCAGAUUCCAAACAAGGGAAAUACUUGAAUUGGGAUGCUGUUUUUAGAUUUUUACAGAAAUAUAUUCAGAAAGAAACAGAAUGUCUCAAAACAGCAAGAUCAAAUGUGUCUGCCUCAACACAAACCACCAGGCAGAAAAAAAUGCAAGAAAUCAGUAGCUUGCUCAAAUACUUCAUCAAAUGUGCAAAUAACAGAGCACCCAGGCUAAAAUGUCAAGAACUCUUGAAUUAUAUCAUGGAUACAGUGAAAGAUUCAUCUAAUGGUGCCAUUUAUGGAGCUGAUUGUAGCAAUAUACUACUCAAGGACAUUCUUUCAGUGAGAAAAUACUGGUGUGAAAUAUCUCAGCAGCAGUGGCUAGAAUUGUUUUCGGUAUAUUUCACACUGUAUCUGAAACCUUCACAAGACAUUAAUAGAGUUUUAGUGGCUAGAAUCAUUCAAGCUGUGACUAAAGGAUGCUGUUCACAAACUGAUGGAUUAAAUUGCAAAUUUUUGGAUUUUUUUUCCAAGGCUAUUCAGAAUGCAAGACAAGGAAAGACUUCUGCAGGCCUAAAUCAUAUCUUAGCAGCAUUUGUUAUUUUCCUCAAGACUUUGGCUAUUAACUUUCGAAUUCGAGUGUGUGAUUUAGGAGAUGAAAUUCUUCCUACCUUGCUUUAUAUUUGGACUCAACACAGACUUAAUGAUUCCUUAAAAGAAGUAAUUAUUGAAUUACUUCAACUGCAAAUUUAUAUCCAUCAUCCAAAAGGAGCCAAAACUCAAGAAAAAGGUGCUUAUGAAUCAAGAAAAUGGAAAAGUAUCUUAUACAACUUAUACGAUCUGCUAGUUAAUGAGAUAAGUCAUAUAGGAAGCAGAGGAAAAUACUCUUCAGGAUCUCGUAAUGUUGCUGUCAAGGAAAACAUGAUUGAAUUGAUGGCAGAUAUUUGUCACCAGGUUUUUAAUGAAGCUUUCAGUUCUCUGGAGAUUUCUCAGUCUUAUACUACCACACAAGGAGAAUUUAGUGAUUACAAUGUACAUUGCAAAAAGAGAAAAAUAGAAUUAGGCUGGGAUGUAAUUAAAGAUCAUCUUCAGAAGUCACAGAAUGAUUUUGAACUUGUGCCUUGGUUACAGAUUACAACCCAAUUAAUAUCCAAAUAUCCUGCAAGUUUACCUAACUGUGAGCUGUUGCCAUUAUUGAUGAUACUAUACCAGCUUCUACCUCAGCAACGACGUGGGGAACGCACACCAUAUGUGUUACGAUGUCUUACGGAAGUUGCAUUGUGCCAAGGCAAGAAAUCAAACCUAGAAAUCUCACAAAAGUCAGAUUUAUUGAAACUCUGGAUUAAAAUUUGGUCUGUUAUCUUCCGCAAUAUUACUUUUGAACAAAUACAAGCUGAAAAUUUUGGCUUACUUAGAGCCAUAAUUCAAGGGAGUUUAGUUGAGGUUGACAGAGAAUUCUGGAAGUUAUUUACUGGGUCAGCCUGCAGACCUUCAUGCCCUGUUACAUGCUGUUUGACUUUGGCACUGACCAUCUGUGUAGUUCCAGAAACAGUAAAAAUGGGAAUGGAGCAGGAUAUAUGUGAAGUAAAUAGAAAUUUAUCUUUAAGGGAAUUGAUAAUGAAAUGGCUCUUAUUCUAUCAGUUGGAAGAUGACUUUGAAGAUAGUACAGAGCUUCCUCCCAUUCUGCACAGUAAUUUUCCACAUCUUUCACUGGAGAAAAUUCUUGUGAGUCUCACUAUGAAAAAUUGUAAAGCUACAAUGAAUUUUUUCCAGAGUGUACCAGAAUGUGAUCACCACGAAAAAGAGAAACAAGAGCCUUCAUUCUCAGCAGUUGAAGAACUAUUUCUUCAGUCAACGUUUGACAAAAUGGAUUUUUUAACCAUUGUGAAAGACUGUACUAUAGAAAAGCCUAAAUCCAGUGGAGGCUUUUCUGUCCUCCAAAAUCUCAAGGAAUCUCUGGAUCGCUAUCUUCUGGAAUUGUCAGAACGGCUUCUAAACAACUAUUCAUCUGAGACUACAAAUACAGAAACGCUUGUGCGGUGUUCAAGUCUUUUAGUGGGUGUUCUUGGUUGCUAUUGUUAUGUGGAUGUAAUAACUGAAGAGGAAGUGUAUAGAUCAGAAUUAUUCCAUAAAGCCAAGUCUCUAAUGCAGUGUGCUGGAGAAAGUAUCACUCUGUUUAAAAAUAAAACAGAUGGGGAAUCUAGAAUUAUUUCAUUGAGAAAUAUGAUGCAUCUGUGUACACGUUGCUUAUGUAACUGUACCAAGCACAAUCCAAAUAAGAUUGCAUGUAGAUUUUUCCUACGAUUGUUAACAUCAAAGCUAAUGAAUGAUAUUGCAGAUGUUUGUAAAAGUUUAGUAUCCAUUAUCAAAAAACCACCUGAAAAUGGACAAGUCGAGUCAAUGGAAGAUGACACUGAUGAAAAUGAUUACCCUGCUAGUAGUGUUAGUGAUGCAAAUGAAUCUGGAGAGAACCAGCUUAGUAUUGGUGCCGUGAGUCCUUUAGCUGAAGAACAUCUGUCAAAGCAAGAUCUACUUUUUUUAGACAUGCUCAAGUUCCUUUGUGUGUGUGUAACUACUGCUCAGACCAGUACUGUGUCAUUUAGAGCAGCUGAUAUUAGGAGGAAACUGUUAUUGUUGAUUGAUUCCAGCAUCCUAGACCCUACUAAACCUCUGCACCUACACAUGUAUCUGGUGCUUUUAAAGGAGCUUCCUGGAGAAGAAUAUCCUUUGCCAAUGGAAGAUCUUGCUGAACUUCUGAAACCACUAUCCAAUGUGUGUUCUUUGUAUCGCCGUGACCAAGAUGUUUGUAAAACAAUUUUAAACCACACCCUUUACAUAGUGAUGAACUUAUGUCAAGGCAGUGUGGAUGCUGAGAACACAAGGGAUGCUCAAGGACAGUUUCUAACAGUUAUUGGGGCAUUUUGGCACCUAACAAAGGAGGGAAAAUGCACAUUCUCUGUAAGAAUGGCCCUAGUAAAAUGCCUGAAAACUUUGCUUGAGGCUGAUCCUUGUUCAGAAUGGGCUAUUCUUAAUGUAAUGGGUAAAGAUUUUCCUGUAAAUGAAGUAUUUCCACAGUUUCUUGCUGAUAAUGAUCACCAAGUUCGCAUGUUGGCUGCAGAGUCAAUCAAUAGAUUAUUUCAGGAUAUGAAAGGAGCAGGUUCUUCGACAUUACUGAAAGCACUUCCUUUGAAGCUCCAGCAAACAGCUUUUGAAAAUGUAUACUUGAAAGCUCAGGAAGGAAUGAGAGAAGUGUCCCACAGAGCUGAAAAUCCUGAACUUUUGGAUGAGAUUUAUAAUAGAAAAGCUGUUCUACUGACGAUGAUAGCUGUGGUUUUAAACUGUAGUCCUGUCUGUGAAAAACAGGCUUUGUUUGUCCUAUGCAAGUCUGUGAAAGAGAAUGGAUUAGAGCCUCACCUCAUUAAAAAGGUUUUAGAGAAAGUUUCUGAAACUUUUGGUUAUAGACAUUUAGAAGACUUCAUGGCUUCUCAUUUGGAUUAUCUGGUUUUGGAAUGGCUAAAUCUUCAUGAUACUGAAUACAGCUUAUCCUCUUUUCCUUUUAUUUUAUUAAACUACACAAACAUCGAGGAUUUCUAUAGAUCUUGUUAUAAAGUUUUGAUUCCACAUCUGGUGAUUAGAAGUGACUUUGAAGAGGUGAAGUCCAUUGCUAAUCUGAUUCAAGAGGACUGGAAACGUCUUCUAAUAGACUGCUUUCCAAAGAUUCUUGUAAAUAUUCUUCCUUACUUUGCCUGUGAGGUGACAGGAGACACUGGGAUGGCACAGCAAAGAGAGAACGCUUCCAAAGUCUAUGAUAUGCUUAAAGAUGAAAACUUACUAGGUAAACAGAUUGAUCAUUUAUUCAUUACUAAUUUACCAGAGAUUGUGGUGGAGUUAUUGAUGACAUUACAUGAACCUGCAACUACUGGUGGAAGCCAAAGCACUGACCUAUAUGACUUUUCAGGGGAUUUGGAUCCUGCUCCUAAUCCACCUCAUUUUCCAUCGCAUGUGAUUAAAGCAACAUUUGCAUAUAUCAGCAAUUGCCAUAAAACCAAAUUUAAAAGCAUUUUAGAAAUUCUUUCUAAAAGCCCUGAUUCCUAUCAGAAAAUUCUUCUAGCUAUAUGUGAGCAAGCUGCUGAGACAAAUAAUGUUUAUAAAAAGCACAGAAUUCUUAAAAUAUAUCACCUGUUUGUUAGUUUAUUACUGAAAGAGAUCAAAACUGGCUUAGGAGGAGCUUGGGCCUUUGUUCUUCGAGAUGUUAUUUAUAGUUUGAUUCACUAUAUCAACAAAAGGCCUUCUCGUUUUACGGAUGUGUCAUUACGUAGCUUCUCCCUUUGUUGUGACCUAUUAAGCCAAGUUUGCCGUACAGCAGUAACUUACUGUAAGGAUGCUUUAGAAAAUCAUCUUCAUGUUAUUGUUGGUACACUUAUACCCCUUGUGUUGGAUCAGACGGAAGUUCAGGAACAGGUAUUGGACUUGUUGAAAUACUUGGUGAUAGAUAACAAGGAUAAUGAAAACCUCUAUAUCACAAUUAAACUUUUAGAUCCUUUUCCUGAUCAUGUUGUCUUUAAGGAUCUGCGUAUUACUCAGCAGAAAAUCAAAUACAGUAGAGGACCCUUUUCACUCAUGGAGGAAAUUAACCAUUUUCUCUCAGUAAGUGUUUAUGAUGCACUUCCAUUGACAAGGCUUGAAGGAUUGAAGGAUCUUCGGAGACAACUACAACAACACAAAGAUCAGAUGAUGGAGCUUAUGAGAACAUCUCAGGAUAACCCACAAGAUGGCAUAAUGGUGAAGCUAGUUGUCAACUUGCUGCAGUUAUCCAAGACGGCAUUAAACCACACUGGUGAAAGAGAAGUGUUAGAGGCUGUUGGCAGCUGCUUGGGAGAAGUGGGUCCUGUAGAUUUCUCUAUGAUAGCUAUACAACAUAGUAAAGAUACAUCUUACACCAAGGCCCUUGAGUUAUUUGAAGCUAAAGAACUUCAGUGGACCCUCACACUGCUAACCUACCUGAAUAAUACGCUGGUGGAAGAUUGUGUCAAAGUGAGAUCAGCCGCUGUUACCUGUUUGAAAAACAUUUUAGCCACAAAGACUGGUCAUACUUUCUGGGAGAUUUACAAGACAACAACUGAUCCCAUGCUGGUCUAUCUACACCCUUUUAGAACAUCAAGGAAAAAGUUUUUAGAAGUUCCCAGACUUGAUAGAGAAAACCCUUUGGAGGGCUUGGAUGAUACAAGCCUGUGGAUUCCUCAAAGUGAAAAUCAUGACAUUUGGAUAAAGACACUGACUUGUGCUUUUUUGGAUAGUGGAAGCACAAAAAGUGAAAUUCUUCAAUUACUAAAGCCGAUGUGUGAGGUGAAAGCUGACUUUUGUCAGACCGUGCUUCCAUACUUGAUUCAUGAUAUUUUAUUACAAGAUACGAAUGCAUCAUGGAGAAAUCUGCUUUCUACACACAUUCAGGGAUUUUUCACUAACUGUUUCAGAUACUCCUCACAAACGAACAGAUCCAUGACCCCUGCAAGUUUGGAUUCAGAGCCAGAGCACUCUUCCCGAUGUUGCUUGGGUAAAAAAUCACAAAGAACGAUGCUUGCUGUUGUGGACUACAUGAGGAGACAAAAGAGAUCUUCUUCAGGAACAGUGUUUGAUGAUGCUUUCUGGCUGGAGUUGAAUUAUCUAGAGGUUGCCAAGGUAGCUCAGUCUUGUGCGGCUCACUUUACAGCAUUACUCUAUGCAGAAAUCUAUGCAGACAGGAAAAACAUGGAUGAUCAAGAGAAAAGAAAUCCUGCAUUUGAAGAAGAAAGCCAAAAUACAACAAUUUCAAGCUUGAGUGAAAAAAGUAAAGAAGAAACUGGAAUAAGUUUACAGGAUCUGCUCUUAGAAAUCUACAGAAGUAUAGGAGAGCCAGAUAGUCUGUAUGGCUGUGGUGGAGGAAAGAUUCUACAACCCCUGACUAGACUCCGAACAUAUGAACAUGAAGCAAUGUGGGAGAAAGCCCUCGUAACAUACGACCUUGAGUCGGCAAUCCCUUCAUCAACUCGCCAGGCAGGAAUAAUUCAGGCCUUGCAGAAUCUGGGACUCUGCCAUAUUCUUUCUGUCUAUUUAAGAGGAUUAGAUCAUGAAAAUAAAGAGCACUGUGCUGAACUACAGGAACUUCAUUACCAAGCAGCAUGGAGGAAUAUGCAGUGGGACCACUGCAUUUCUGUUAACAAAGGAAUAGAAGGAGCCAGUUACCACGAAUCACUCUACAAUGCUUUGCAGUCUCUAAGAGACAGAGAAUUCACCACAUUUUAUGAAAGUGUCAAAUAUGCCAGAGUAAAAGAAGUAGAAGAGCUGUGUAAGGGCAGCCUUGAGUCUGUGUAUUCACUCUACCCCACACUUAGCAGAUUGCAGGCCAUCGGAGAGCUUGAAAACAUCGGGGAGAUCUUCUCAAGGUCAGUCAUGAGUAAGCAACCCUCUGAAGUGUACAUAAAGUGGCAGAAACACUCCCACCUUCUCAAAGACAGUGAUUUUGGUUUUCAAGAGCCUAUCAUGGCUCUACGCACAGUCAUUUUGGAGCUCUUGAUGGAAAAGGACAUGGAGAAUUCCCAAAAAGAAUGUUUUCAGGACAUUCUCACCAAGCACCUUGUAGAACUCUCUAUACUGGCCCGAACUUUCAAGAACACUCAGCUUCCCGAAAGGGCAAUAUUUAAAAUUAAACAGUAUAAUUUAACUAGUUGUGAAGUCUCUGAGUGGCAGCUGGAGGAAGCUCAAGUAUUCUGGGCGAAAAAGGAGCAGAGUCUCGCCCUGAGUAUUCUCCAGCACAUGAUCAAGAAGUUGGAUGCCAGUUGUUCAGAGAAUGACCCCAAACUAAAGCUUAUAUACACAGAAUGUCUGCGGGUUUGUGGCAACUGGUUAGCAGAAACCUGCUUAGAAAACCCUGCAGUCAUCAUGCAGACCUAUCUAGAAAAGGCAGUGGAAGUUGCUGGAAAUUGUGAUGGAGAAAACAAUGAGGAGCUCAUAAAUGGAAAAAUGAAGGCAUUUCUCUCAUUAGCACGGUUCUCAGAUACUCAGUAUCAGAGAAUUGAAAACUACAUGAAAUCAUCAGAAUUUGAAAACAAACAAGCUCUCCUGAAAAGGGCCAAAGAGGAAGUGGGCCUUCUUAGGGAACAUAAAAUUCAGGCCAACAACAGAUACACAGUGAAGGUUCAGCGAGAGCUAGAGCUGGAUGAAUGUGCACUCCGGGCACUGAAAGAAGAUCGUAAACGUUUCUUAUGUAAAGCAGUUGAAAAUUACAUCAGUUGCCUGUUAAGUGGAGAAGGGCAUGAUAUGUGGAUAUUUCGUCUUUGUUCCCUCUGGCUUGAAAAUUCUGGAGUUUCUGAAGUCAAUGGCAUGAUGAAGAGAGAUGGGAUGAAGAUUCCAUCCUAUAAAUUUUUGCCUCUUAUGUACCAAUUGGCUGCUAGAAUGGGGACCAAGAUGAUGGGAGGCCUGGGAUUUCAUGAAGUCCUCAAUAAUCUCAUCUCUAGAAUUUCAAUGGAUCAUCCCCAUCAUACUUUGUUUAUUAUACUGGCCUUAGCAAAUGCAAACAAAGAUGAAACUUUGACCAAACCAGAGGCAGCAACAAGGAGUAGAAUAACUAAAAAUGUACCUAAACAAAGUUCUCAACUUGAUGAGGAUCGAAUCGAGGCUGCAAACAAAAUAAUACAUACUAUCAGAAGUAGGAGACCUCAGAUGGUCAGAAGUGUUGAGGCACUUUGUGAUGCUUAUAUUGUGUUAGCAAACUUUGAUGCCACUCAGUGGAAGACUCAGAGAAAAGGCAUAAAAAUUCCAGCAGACCAGCCAAUUACUAAACUUAAGAAUUUAGAAGAUGUUGUUGUUCCUACUAUGGAAAUUAAGGUGGACCCCACAGGAGUAUAUGGAAAUCUGGUGACUAUACAGUCAUUUAAAGCAGAAUUUCGUUUAGCAGGAGGUAUAAACUUACCAAAAAUAAUUGAUUGUGUGGGCUCUGAUGGCAAGGAAAGGCGACAGCUUGUCAAGGGCCGGGAUGACCUAAGACAAGAUGCUGUCAUGCAGCAGGUGUUCCAGAUGUGUAACACAUUACUGCAGAGAAACACUGAGACGAGGAAGAGGAAAUUGACUAUCUGCACAUACAAGGUGGUUCCCCUUUCUCAGCGAAGUGGUGUUCUUGAAUGGUGCACAGGAACUGUCCCUAUUGGUGAAUUUCUUGUUAACAAUGAGAAUGGUGCUCAUAAAAGAUACAGGCCAAGGGAUAUCAGUGCCUUUCAAUGCCAGAAGAAAAUGAUGGAUGUGCAAAAGAAGUCUUAUGAAGAAAAAUAUGAAACCUUCAUGGAUAUUUGUCAGAAUUUUCAACCAGUUUUUCGUUACUUCUGCAUGGAAAAAUUCUUGGAUCCAGCUGUUUGGUUUGAGAAACGAUUGGCCUAUACUCGCAGUGUGGCUACUUCUUCUAUUGUCGGUUACAUACUUGGACUUGGUGAUAGACAUGUACAGAAUAUCUUGAUAAAUGAGCAGUCAGCAGAACUUGUACAUAUAGAUUUAGGUGUUGCUUUUGAACAGGGUAAAAUCCUUCCUACUCCUGAAACCGUUCCUUUUAGACUCACCAGAGAUAUUGUGGAUGGGAUGGGCAUUACUGGUGUUGAAGGUGUCUUCAGAAGAUGCUGUGAGAAAACCAUGGAGGUUAUGAGAAACUCCCAGGAAACCCUGUUAACCAUUGUAGAGGUCCUCCUGUAUGAUCCUCUCUUUGACUGGACCAUGAACCCUUUGAAAGCUUUGUAUUUACAGCAGAGGUUGGAAGAUGAAACUGAGCUCCACUCCACUCAGAAUGCAGAUGACCAAGAAUGCAAACGAAAUCUCAGUGAAAUGGACCAGAGUUUCAACAAAGUAGCUGAACGUGUCUUGAUGAGACUGCAAGAGAAACUCAAAGGAGUGGAGGAAGGAACUGUGCUCAGUGUGGGUGGACAAGUGAAUUUGCUCCUACAACAGGCCAUGGACCCCAAAAACCUCAGCCGACUUUUCCCAGGAUGGAAAGCUUGGGUGUGAUAUUCAGCAUAUAAAUCACCCUUAAAUUCAUCCUUCAGAAAUUAUACAUUGGCCUUUAUUUUUAGCUCACCCACAUAUUUUGAAUAUAUGGUAUUAAUAUUUGACUAAGAAAACUUACCUGCUGUGUUUUUUAAGUGUUUAAUACUCGCAUCAGUCACCUAAUGAUACUUUGAGAGUUUCAAGAAACAUCUCUUCUUGCAUACUUUAGAAAUAAUUGUCAUUCAUGCUCCAUUUCUAGGCUAAACAUCUGUUUUUCUUCUCAAGUACAUACUGUAUCAUUUUCAGUAGAAUCUCUGACUUUACACUUGAGCUGAAAACGGAGCAGCAGGAAUGCAGGAUCAUCACUGACAGCUGGCCCUCCGCAAUGAAUGAGAACAAAUGCACUGCUGGUUUUGAGGUGGCUUUAAUUAAAAUUUGUUCCCCAGAUUUUAUAUAUGAAUGAAAAUUAUUUGAUAUUAAUAUAUAAAAGGA